AGAAACGAGUCUGGUACAGGAGAUAGAGAGAAAGCAUGGCGGACGAUCCAGAAAACCCAGAUCAAGUAGAGGAAGAGUUCUCCUUGUGCAAGAAAAACACUCCAUUCCUCUACGAUCUCGUCAUCUCUCACCCUCUUGAAUGGUCUUCUCUAUCCGUUCAUUGGGUCCCUCUCCCACCGGUUCCCUACACCGCCGACCUGGUUUUCGGUGUCCACAAGCUCGUCCUUAGGACGCACACGUCCGCCGUCGCCACAGAUUUCCUUAUGAUUGCCGACGCGGUCCUCCCAACCCUCGAUUCGGAUUCAAACGUCGCUGGUAAAAAUGAGGAUCUGGUUAUUCCUAAGGUGGAGGUUACUCAGAGAAUGCGUGUUGGUGGUGAAGUGAAUAGGGCCAGCUGUAUGCUCCAGAAGCCAACUGUGAUUGCUGCAAAGACCAGUGGCACUGAGAUUUUUCUAUUUGAUUACUCCAAACGUGAGGAAAAUCAGCAAGAAGAUGAAUGUGAUCCUGAGUUGCGGUUGAGAGGUCAUGACAAGGAAGGAUAUGCCUAUGGGAUGUGUCUGCACCCUGCAGCACCUCAAGAUAAGGUGCUCAAUGCAAUGCAUGUAUAUGAGGCUCAUCAAAGUGUGGUUGAAGAUGUGUCAUGGCAUUUGAAGAAUGAGAAUAUAUUCGGGUCUGCAGGAGAUGAUUGUCAAUUGAUGAUUUGGGACUUGCGCACAAACCAAACACAAAAUUGUUUCAAAGUUCAUGAGAGAGAUCAAUUAUUUGUCUUUCAAUCCUUAUAAUGAAUGGGUUCUCGCUACAGCAUCUUCAGACUCUACCAUUGAUCUGUUUGAUAUGUGGAAGCUAACAGCACCAGUACAUGUUUUAAGUAGUCACAAGUAUGUAUCCCCCUUGCUGAUGGAUUUUGAGUUUUAUUUCUACAGAUAGAUGUUGUAUUUUCUAACUUCCCUUGAGAAUACUCAGGUCACCCUCUUCAUCCCUUUUGGAUAAGAGAAGAAUAAUGAAAAUUGAUAACCACUGUUCUCAUUAUCGUUUAGGACCUUUUAUUUACAUUUGGUGUUACGUACUGAAUGAAACUAUAACCUUAUUGAUUUUUUGCUCCAGCCUGACCUAUUUUCUUUCUAUAUUAUUGACUCAAGCAAUCUCACAAAAUACAGAUGUACAGUAGUCAUUGCCAUUAAUCCCUUAAAAAUUAUGCAUCUGAAACUGAAUAAACCAUGUGCUAGUGC
This is a messenger RNA of Rubroshorea leprosula, 1229 nucleotides long. Lineage: Eukaryota; Viridiplantae; Streptophyta; Magnoliopsida; Malvales; Dipterocarpaceae. The record is from the annotation of a GenBank genome assembly.